CACAGAGUUUGCACUUUACUCUGAUUUACUCUGCUGAUCCGACUAAUGUGUUUGUUAUGCUAUGCAUAAGUUUGUUAUGCUACUUGUUUGCAUUGUAUUGUCUGUAUGCAGCCGUCUUUGAGUGGAGACACCAAUGGAGCUGGAGGGGCAGUGGUGGAAAGGGGAGCUUGCAGAGGACAUCUAUCAGGCCCUGCGUUACAAAGAGCUGCGGUUGCCUACAUACAAAGGCCAGUCCCCACAGCUCAGCCUUAGACGAUAUUUUGCAGACCUCAUUGCAAUAGUGAGCAAUCGGUUCAAGCUGUGCCCAGCAGCCAGACAUUUGGCUGUUUACCUGUUGGACCUGUUUAUGGACCGCCAUGACAUUUCUGUUCAGCAGCUCCACAUGGUGGCGCUGUCCUGCUUGCUUUUGGCCAGUAAGUUUGAGGAUAGAGAAGAUUGCGUGCCGAAGCUGGAGACACUGAACAGCCUCGGCUGCAUGAGCUCCAUGAAUCUGGUUCUGACCAAACAGGCUCUCCUGCACAUGGAGCUGCUGCUACUCAAGACGUUUCAGUGGAACCUGUACCUCCCUACGGCCGCUCACUUCAUAGAAUACUACCUGCCAGUUGCCAUGAACGAGACGGACCUUCAUGAUGGCUUGCCGAUGGCGUGUAUGGAGAAGAGCAUGAUGUACAUGUCCAAAUAUGCAGAUUACUUCUUGGAGGUUUCUCUACAAGAUCAUGCAUUUCUGCGAUUCGUCCCAUCUUUGGUCGCUGCGGCAUGUGUGGUGGCUUCUCGAGUAAUCUUGCGAUUGUCUCCUACCUGGUCGCCCCGCCUGCAGCGCCUGUCAGCGUACACUUGGGAGCAGCUGUUGUCCUGCGUGGAGAGACUUCUAAUUGCUCACGAAAGUGAUGUAAAGGAAGCGAACAAGCAGAAAUGCCAGCAGACAAGUAUUCGGUCAGCCCAGACGGUGUACCCCAUCCCGCAUCAGUACAUGCAGCAGCCAAACUCGCAGUAUGUCCAGCAGAACUGCCAGCCGGUGAUUGUGUCUGCUCCGAGACAUAAUACUUACCUGACCCAUGCCACCUCAAUGCAGGUCUCCAUGGCCCCUCUGCAUGAGCCUGGGCAGCCCCAAACAAUGUGUGCACCAAUGGAUGCUGAAGUGAACAUGCCCAGUAGAGUGUACCAGGUGAAUGCUCUGUACCCCUGUACAGCUCCCUGCUUCCACAGGUGAUUGAGCGGACAUGACGCGGAUGCCCUUAAAGGGAUAGUUCACCCAAAACUGACAGAAUUUGUAGAUUUUCAGUGAACUCUUCCUUUGAAUAUUACUUGAUCUGACACACGUGAACUGCUGAAUUCGGUCUUUUUAAUUGAAAUGAUCCGGGUGAAAACUACAAAGCGUUAGAUCGCUGUAAAGUUGAUAAUGUGGUGUGGUGUGAGCCGAAAUGUGCAAUAUUAAGAAGCUGUCAUGCAUUACCCACUGCAUACUACCUCAUGGUGUUUCAUUUAUUGUGUUAAGUUUACUUAAUAGAUGAGUAUUAUUUACAGGCAUGUUACAUAAAUGAAAACGUCAUGAGUUUGAAGUUACUUUGAGGUUUUAUUAACACAAGAAAUUUGCAAGUGUUAAUUUGCUCUUCCUCAUUGAAUGUAGACUAUUAUUGUCCCGCAAACUUAAAAAUGCAC
Messenger RNA from Xyrauchen texanus (razorback sucker), 1659 nucleotides. RefSeq names its product cyclin-J-like. Gene Ontology annotation, molecular function: cyclin-dependent protein serine/threonine kinase regulator activity. The coding region runs from base 134 to 1210 and encodes 358 amino acids. The transcript has 6 exons. Lineage: Eukaryota; Metazoa; Chordata; Actinopteri; Cypriniformes; Catostomidae. The record is from RefSeq and is a predicted model, not a curated record. Gene Ontology annotation, biological process: regulation of cyclin-dependent protein serine/threonine kinase activity; mitotic cell cycle phase transition. Gene Ontology annotation, cellular component: nucleus; cyclin-dependent protein kinase holoenzyme complex; cytoplasm.